GUAGAUCUUGGAUCCCCAACGACUAUAUAAGGAGCUGCCCGCUUUCUCUGCUUUGUGUAACGUUCUUUUACACACACAUUUUCACUCACAGAUCUCUCUCUCUCUCUCUCUUUCUCUGUUUUCUUCUGAAACCAAACGCGUGAUCGGGAGGGAACUGAAACAAGGGCAACAUGGUGAAGAUUUGCUGUAUCGGAGCAGGGUAUGUGGGAGGCCCUACCAUGGCUGUGAUAGCACUCAAGUGCCCUAAAAUUGAAGUUGCUGUUGUUGAUAUUUCUGCCCCUCGUAUCAAUGCCUGGAACAGUGAUCAGCUUCCCAUCUAUGAGCCAGGGCUUGAUGAGGUGGUGAAGCAGUGCCGAGGCAAGAAUCUAUUCUUCAGCACAGAUGUGGAGAAACAUGUUUGCGAGGCUGACAUAGUCUUCGUCUCGGUCAAUACUCCGACCAAGACUCAGGGACUUGGAGCUGGCAAAGCUGCAGAUUUGACAUAUUGGGAGAGUGCAGCCCGCAUGAUUGCUGAUGUAUCAAAAUCUGAUAAGAUUGUGGUGGAGAAGUCUACAGUUCCUGUCAAAACAGCUGAGGCCAUUGAAAAAAUUUUGACCCACAACAGCAAGGGAAUCAACUUUCAGAUUCUCUCUAACCCGGAAUUCCUUGCAGAGGGAACUGCAAUUAGUGAUCUUUUUAACCCAGACAGGGUUCUCAUUGGAGGCAGGGAAACCCCAGAAGGCCUUAAGGCAGUUCAAGCAUUGAAAUCUGUUUAUGCCCAUUGGGUUCCUGAAGAUCGCAUCCUUACCACUAAUUUAUGGUCUGCAGAGCUCUCAAAGCUUGCUGCUAACGCAUUCUUGGCCCAGAGAAUCUCAUCGGUUAACGCCAUGUCUGCUCUCUGUGAGGCUACUGGAGCAGAUGUCACUCAGGUGUCUUAUGCUGUUGGUAAGGACUCUCGAAUUGGUCCCAAGUUCCUUAAUGCCAGUGUUGGUUUUGGUGGGUCCUGCUUCCAGAAGGAUAUUCUGAACUUAGUUUACAUCUGUGAGUGCAACGGCCUUCCUGAGGUUGCAGAGUACUGGAAACAAGUCAUUAAGAUCAAUGACUAUCAGAAGAGCCGUUUUGUAAACAGGGUUGUUUCAUCUAUGUUCAACACAGUUGCUAACAAGAAAGUUGCCAUCCUGGGGUUUGCCUUUAAGAAAGAUACCGGUGAUACCAGAGAGACUCCUGCUAUCGAUGUUUGCAAGGGACUCCUUGGGGACAAGGCUCAGUUGAGCAUCUACGAUCCUCAGGUCACAGAUGACCAAAUCCAGAGGGAUCUUACAAUGAAGAAAUUUGAUUGGGACCAUCCCCUUCAUCUCCAGCCAACAAGCCCCACUACAGUAAAGAAGGUUCAGUCUGUUUGGGACGCCUAUGAGGCCACAAAGGAUGCACAUGCUGUCUGCAUUCUUACCGAAUGGGAUGAGUUUAGGAAGCUUGAUUUCCAGAAGAUAUAUAACAACAUGCAGAAACCAGCCUUUAUUUUCGACGGAAGAAACGUUGUCGAUGCGAAUAAGCUCAGGGAAAUUGGUUUUAUUGUUUACUCAAUUGGCAAACCACUCGACGCCUGGCUCAAGGACAUGCCUGCUGUUGCAUAAAUGCAUCAUGCUUGAUCAAGUGCCUUGUGAUCGUACUAAACAGUAUCCGUGAGGCAGGCAACCGAAUUUAUUCAUUUUACCAUAUAUUUUUUGUUUCAUUUAAAGGUUGGGAUAAUAUUCUGAAUCUUUCUCAUAUGCCCUUUUUGUAGUUGGAGGAUCUGAGAGUAUUGUUAUCCGGGCUAUGUUAGAAGUUGGAUGUUUGCUUUUACAUUGUAUUCAUGACUUUACUUAUUGUCUAUUAUUACAUGGCUUCUUCAGGGACC
Molecule: messenger RNA, 1876 nt
Organism: Sesamum indicum (sesame)
Lineage: Eukaryota; Viridiplantae; Streptophyta; Magnoliopsida; Lamiales; Pedaliaceae
Product: UDP-glucose 6-dehydrogenase 1
Biological process (GO): glycosaminoglycan biosynthetic process
Cellular component (GO): nucleus
Molecular function (GO): NAD binding; UDP-glucose 6-dehydrogenase activity
Source: RefSeq, a predicted model, not a curated record